AUGCGUAAGCCGCGCGAGUCCUUGUCGGGCACAACCCAGGUUGUUCCCCUCCUGACUCGCCCUGGAUCACCCGGCACAGCCGGCCUCGUUGCAUUUGGGGACUCCUACAGCGCGGGAAUCGGGACAGGCGUACAUGGCAAGGAGACUGAUUGUAGACUCGGAGAGCGCGCACACCCUGUCUUGAUCCACGCUGAUCUAGCAGGAAGCCAAGGACCCAAUACGACAGCCUUCCAGUUUCUUUCCUGCACCGGUUCUACAACUGGUAACAUCGUGUCGGGAGGCGAGCGCAGUCAGGUCGAUAGCUUCAACGCCUCGAUCAAUGCAGACUUUGCGCUGCUUUCUAUUGGAGGCAACGAUCUAGGCUUCUUCAAGGUGAUGAACGCCUGCAUCUUUCGCUUCUACAGCUUCUACUCCGGUACUUGCGAAACGGCACUACAUGAGGCGGCCGAGCAAAUCGAGGGCAGCGCCUUUGAACAACGUCUGGAGAUGGUCGUCAUGCAGAUAUUGGAUAAGGUCCAGUGGGAGAAACGCCCUUGGUUUGUCAUCACCGUCACAGGAUACGCGCGCUUUUUCAACGCCGACACCGAUGAGUGCGACAACUGCACGCUGGGUGUGUGGUCACAAGGCCCCAAACUUGAUCGAGUCCGUGUCCGCAAGCGCAUGAACGACCUGGUCCUCGCAGUCAACGAUAAACUGAGAAAGUCCAUAGACAACGUCAACUCCAGGUUCGCGCAGCCCAAGGUGGUUUUUGUUGAUUAUGAUGCCAGAUUCGAUGGCCAUCGCUUCUGCGAGCCCAAUGUGACGGAGCCAGCGUACAACAGGACCGAGACGUGGUUCUUCUUGGUGGGUGGGAAGGACAACGAUCCGAACGUGAUGGACCCCACACCGGCUCCGAAUGGUACCGUCGCUGGCGCCGGUUGCGACUGCACGUCCGCAAGGACGUUGUCAUCCCCAUCUCCUUUUGUAGACCCUGAUACCUGUCUGGGCCCGGCUGAAAAUUCCGGAGACUGGGGUUUGCUUGCCAUCUGCUACAUGGCCAGGGCACAACAGGAAGAUCCAUCGCUACGAUUUGCCCGCGACGACAUCAUAUCGCAAAACUCCAUGUACUUGGGUCACGAGGCGAUCAAGGAUGAGAUAUACCGCGUGUGGGCCGAGCUAGGAAUGGUAUACUGCGGCAAGGCUUCUCAAGGUUGCCAAAACUGUCGGACUCGCCGUAUCAAGGUCAGUCGCGUGACCCCGUUCCACCCUCGGCACACGUUGAGAAUAGAUAAGCGCUUCAUACAGGCAGGUGCAAUCUGCAUCGUGGCUGACAAGAACCCUUUUCAGUGCGAUAAAGUGAAGCCCGAAUGCUCACAGUGUAUUCGUGUGGGCAAGAAAUGCCCUGGCUACCGAGAUCAGCUGUCUCUCAUGUUUAGAGACGAGUCAAAAAAGGUGAUCAAGAAAGCUCACGCGCAAUGGGGUGUUCCCGAGGGCUCCGAAAACGAGAACGGAUCUGCCGUAUUGUCCACGUCGACUGCUCCGACUCCGCCAUCGUCGUCUCCAGCAUACAGCCGAAAGAGCACACCGACUAGCGGCGGAAGUGCAUCACGGUCAGGAAAGGCUUCAGCCUCACCAGUCUCCGCCUCCGUCUCCCCAUCUUCGAGCCACCGCUCUCCGGGCUCGGUGUCUCCGAUGGUGUUACCGAUUGUCAAACAAGAACCAGUCCGGGAGACGAGUCCUUUGACUAUUCGCGUUGGUCCUACCCUGGAGGAACAAGGCCUGCAAUUUUACGUCAAUCGAUACCUCGUUGGACAUCCAGAUGAAGUCAAAUCGGCCUCAGAUCUUGCCUCGGAACCUUGGGUAUGGCACCCGGCGUUGCAAGAUGUCAUGUGUGCCGUGGGGCUUGCCGGGCUGCACAAUCUGACGGGAAACAUUGAGAUGAUGUCGAUGGCACGCGAGAAGUAUGGGUCUGCGCUACGUCAGACAGGAAAGCUGAUACGUCCGCCGCACACACCAAGUAUUGACGUAACCAUGAGGGCCGUCGUGGCAUUAGCGAUGUUCGAGGUCGUCAAAGGAACCCACCAUUCAACAGGCACUGUUCAUGCCCAUGUAAUGGGUGGUGCUGCAUUGAUGAGGAGUUGGUGCCCGAUGCCUAGCGUGCCCUUCGGUGGAUUUAGAGCCCUGCUGCAGUUGUGUUACUCGAUGUUUAUUCCUCUUCACGUAGCGGGCUUGCCGAUGCCUCCGGACUUCUACGACUGGGUUUCUUACGGAUCGCAACUACAGAUGCCUUUUGAUCUUCCUUCGACCGAUCUAGCAGUCCUGAUCGCCCGCUUCGUAGAAAUAUCUUCUUUCAUCAACAAUCACGUUGUUAGCGACGGCAAACCCAAGACGGCCAAUGUCAUCCAGCAACUCCUGGAACUGGACGCUGACCUUUCGGCUUGGGAGGCAGGGCUAAAGGGGGAAUGGGAAUAUCGUGUCGUCCACGCGACCCAUUUGCCACCGAAGGCAGUCUUCCAGGGUGAGUACCACAAGUACCAUGAUGUCUGGACUGCUCGCAUAUGGAACUACUACCGAUGGGCCCGAAUACUGGUCAACCAGACCCUACUCGACUUGGCAAAUCAGAAUCCUGUAUCAAGUUUGUCCUUACUGUCAGCAGCUACGCGCGACAAACUCCUGGAGCUCAUACAAAAGCUUGCAAAGGACACCUUAGUGAGCGCUCCAACACAUUGGCGACACCCCGUUUUAGACGAGACGGCGCAGGUAACCGUGGAGAGUCCGGGAGGAGGGGGGGCUGGAUCAGCAGGACUGCCGGCUCUACUGUUUCACCUGAAAGUAGCAGGCUGCGCUCCUGGGGUCCCAAAAGAAUAUUGGGAAUGGUCGCUGGCUGUCAUUCAGACUAUAUGGAGUGAUAUGGGCAUGUUGCAUGCACGAUCGAUGAUGGAGGCCAUGCGAGCCCACGAAGACACGGUGCACAGGACCGGGGCAGCAGGCAUUCUGGCAGAUGACUGCUUCCACUGCGGAGACCUGCAGCCGCAACGCGUGACCCUGCCCACCGUCCACCAGGCCUCGUAUCCAGAUGAUGAGCAAACGAUCAAGGUUGCCUCCAAAAAGGACACCAAGAACCAAUCCAACGGACCUAUCAAGCUGAAGAAGCCCGCGCCGAAGUACAGCAAACCCGGAAAUUGGAGGGAAGGGAGCGUCAUCGACGAUGACAAAAAGUCCAAGAAUUCCGAAUCAGCAUCAAUCUCCGUAGCCUCGCCAGGCCCGGUAGUCAACCCCCUUGACGAUAACGCGCGUGAAGCGUUUGCGACCGGUCGACCCCUCGAGGACAGCCCUGAUCUGCAACAAUGCAAACACUGCAAGAAGAGCAUUCUCAAGACAGCCGCAAAGGCACACAUUGCGCAAUGUCUAAGGUUGAAGAAAGAGAAGGCUCAGAGGAAGAAGGAGGCGAGAGAAGCUCGCGAGCGAGCCAAAGAGGCUGCGAGAGAGGAAGAAGCUAGAAAGGCUGACGAGGAUGGUGACGGCAAAGGUGAAGACGACAGCGAUGGUGAUGACGAUGGCGCCGAAAAAAAGGCAACCGGAAACAAGACCGCCAAGAAGGCCGCAGGCAAAAAGACAGAUGGAGAAGCGGGUAAAGGGAAAAAGCGCAAAGCGGAUGGCGAUGCGGAUAAGGGGCCAAAACAGAAAAAGAAAAAAGAGGAACCGAAACCCAAAGCCCCCAAGCCGAAAGGACCUGUUGAUGUUGAGCGGCAGUGUGGUGUUCUGCUGCCGAAUGGUCAGCCAUGCGCGAGAUCACUGACCUGUAAGAGCCACAGCAUGGGCGCGAAACGUGCAGUGGCGGGACGAUCUUUACCAUACGACAUGCUACUUGCUGCAUAUCAGAAGAAGAACCAGGCAAAGCAACAGAAGGCUGCGCUCGAUGCCAACGCGCCGCUUGAGGAUGAGGACGAAGCCAAUGCGGGACCUGUGGACUCCGACGAGGAAACAGCAGCCGUCAUGAGCGCGCUGGCGCAUUGGAACCCGCAGCCCGUAGUGCCGCAACCAGUGUUAAACCCAAUCAAGAGACAUUAUCAGCUUGCACGUCUUCACGAGCAGCUGCAAAUGGCAACAAACGGUGGCCGAACCAAUAUUUUCAAGGUUGUAGGUUUAGGUGCCCAAAAACUGCCUGAUGGCCACCCAGGGUUAGUUGAUGGAGAAGACGCACCAGGAGAGCCGGAUACUUCUGUCGCCAAUUUUGGCGCUUCUUGA
Colletotrichum gloeosporioides is the source of this 4227-nucleotide messenger RNA. RefSeq names its product SAGA-associated factor 73. Gene Ontology annotation, cellular component: SAGA complex. The record is from RefSeq and is a predicted model, not a curated record. NCBI's taxonomy places the organism in Eukaryota, Fungi, Ascomycota, Sordariomycetes, Glomerellales, Glomerellaceae. Bases 1 to 4227 code for a protein of 1408 amino acids. The transcript is spliced from 12 exons. Gene Ontology annotation, molecular function: hydrolase activity, acting on ester bonds; DNA-binding transcription factor activity, RNA polymerase II-specific; zinc ion binding. Gene Ontology annotation, biological process: RITS complex assembly; regulation of transcription by RNA polymerase II; regulatory ncRNA-mediated heterochromatin formation.